UGCGUCAGGAGAGGAGACGUAGAGCGGCGCCUUCACCGUAUCUGAACGGACUCGGAGCUGGCGAUGCCUGGAUUUGAUUUUCCAGCUAUUUUUAGUGCUUAAGCUGUGAAUGGCGCCUAAACAGGACCCUAAACCUAAAUUUCAAGAAGAAACAGAUUUGAGAUAAAUUAAAGACUGUUGGUUAGUUCCAUGGACAAGCAAGUGAAGGUGAACGAGUGCUGUGUUUUCAUGGGCCGCUGCUAUACGAAGCUAAGUGUGUAAAAAUCAGUAUCAAGGACAAGCAAGUCAAAUACUUCAUUCAUUAUAGUGGAUGGAAUAAGAAUUGGGACGAAUGGGUUCCUGAAAGCCGUGUACUCAAAUAUGUGGACAGCAAUCUGCAGAAACAGAAAGAGCUUCAAAAGGCAAAUCAAGACCAUUAUGUUGAGGGAAGGAUGAGGGGAGUUGCACCGAACAAGAAAAUAGCUGCUGUGCAGCAAAAAAAUGUUGAUGUGAAAACAAAAAAGAACAAACAAAAAACACCAGGAGCUGGAGAAGGGACCAGCACUGGAGAACUUCCUCACCCUCCACGCAAGAAGAGGGCACGCGUUGACCCAACCGUAGAGAGUGAGGAGACCUUUAUCAAUCGUGUGGAAGUAAAGGUGAAGAUUCCUGAGGAGUUAAAGCCAUGGCUGGUUGAUGACUGGGACCUGAUCACUAGACAAAAGCAGCUAUUCCACCUGCCUGGAAAGAAGAAUGUAGACAUGAUCCUGGAGGACUAUGCAAGUUACAAGAAAUCAAGAGGAACCUCUGAUAACAAGGAAUACGCUGUGAACGAAGUGGUUGCUGGCAUCCGCGAGUACUUCAACGUUAUGUUGGGCACGCAGCUCCUUUACAAGUUUGAGAGGCCACAAUACGCAGAGAUCCUGGCUAAUCAUCCAGACACGUCAAUGUCACAGAUUUAUGGGGCACCACACCUGCUGCGGCUUUUUGUGAGGAUUGGGGCCAUGUUGGCUUACACACCUCUUGAUGAGAAGAGCCUCGCUCUGCUGCUCAGCUACCUGCAAGAUUUCUUAAAGUAUUUGGUAAAGAAUUCAUCGUCUCUUUUCAAUGCCAGUGACUACGAGGUUGCACCACCAGAGUACCACCGCAAGGCUGUGUGAGCACAAAGCCAACGAUGAUCUGUGGUGCUGAAGUUUCAUUACGGAAUUUUAUUUUUGUUUCUUUUUAAAACCCCUUUCUAAAGGAAACCCCAGAAUCCAGUGAAAGCCCUAGCACAGUUUGGUUGACUAGAAGGUGAAUCAAGACUGAUAGCAGCCCAUUGAACAGGACUAAUACUAAGGCUUAUCGGAAUGCUGCUCACUGUCCAGGUGUUGAAAUAUUUUGGUUUGUAUACACUGAUACUGUGUGAGAGAAGCAGAAUCAAGGUUAAUACUGCAAAAGAAUUUUUUUUUAAAUAUAUAUAGUAUGUUUAUUAAUAAAUUGUCCUUCUCUAA
Messenger RNA from Tachysurus vachellii, 1472 nucleotides. RefSeq names its product mortality factor 4 like 1 (gene morf4l1). Gene Ontology annotation, cellular component: nucleus; NuA4 histone acetyltransferase complex. Lineage: Eukaryota; Metazoa; Chordata; Actinopteri; Siluriformes; Bagridae. The coding region runs from base 432 to 1139 and encodes 235 amino acids. Gene Ontology annotation, biological process: chromatin organization; regulation of DNA-templated transcription. The transcript is spliced from 13 exons. The record is from RefSeq and is a predicted model, not a curated record.